Messenger RNA from Bufo bufo (common toad), 3024 nucleotides. RefSeq names its product solute carrier family 4 member 2 (gene SLC4A2). NCBI's taxonomy places the organism in Eukaryota, Metazoa, Chordata, Amphibia, Anura, Bufonidae. Gene Ontology annotation, molecular function: monoatomic anion transmembrane transporter activity; solute:inorganic anion antiporter activity. Gene Ontology annotation, biological process: regulation of intracellular pH; monoatomic anion transport; bicarbonate transport. Gene Ontology annotation, cellular component: plasma membrane; apical plasma membrane; basolateral plasma membrane. The record is from RefSeq and is a predicted model, not a curated record.
AUGACAAGGAGAUGUUGUGAUGGAAGCAUCUCCCUCCCUCCAGGUGCUGUUCUUCUAGAUUUGGACCAGAGAACACUGCCCGGAAUUGCUCAUCAAGUUGUGGAAAAGUUGAUCAUCAGUGACCAGAUAAAGGCAGAGGACAGAGCCAAUGUGCUGAGAGCUUUACUCUUAAAGCACAGCCAUCCAAGCGAUGAGAAGGACUCAUUCUCAAGGAACAUUUCCGCUGCCAGCCUUGGCUCUCUGCUUGGACAUCACAGCACUAACCAUAUUUCUCAGAACAGCGAACCCAACUUGACUGACCCCCUAAUGGGUGGAGACCCCACAGACCAUGAGACCAAAAUCAACAUAGAUCGUGAGCGUGAAUCUCUUCCCUCGUUACCCUCAAUCCAACGCUCAAAGUCUAAACAUGAACUGAAACUCCUUGAGAAGAUUCCUGAUGCGGAGGCCAGCGUGGUGCUUGUUGGCUGUGUGGAAUUCCUUGACCAACCGACCAUGGCAUUUGUGAGGCUCCAGGAGGCGGUGGAACUGGACUCAGUCCUGGAAGUCCCCAUACCUGUCCGAUUUAUAUUUGUCCUGCUAGGUCCCAGCACAUCGAAUAUGGACUAUCACGAGAUUGGAAGGUCCAUAUCUACCCUCAUGUCAGACAAGUCGUUCCAUGAGGCUGCCUACCUUGCUGAUGACCGCCAGGAUCUUCUGAAUGCCAUUAAUGAAUUUCUAGACUGUAGCAUUGUGCUGCCUCCUUCUGAAGUGAUGGGAGAAGAACUCCUGCAUUCUGUAGCCUUGUUUCAACGUGAAAUGCUAAGACGACGCCAAGGCCAGGAGAAGAAGGUCUUGGAAGAGGUCCCUAUGCCACAAGACAAAGAUCUUCUCACAAAAGAAGCCGUGUCAGUUGGUGGUGGAGAUGAUCCUCUGCACAGGACAGGUAGACCAUUUGGAGGUCUUGUGCGAGAUAUCCAGCGGCGUUAUCCGAAAUAUGCAAGUGAUUUCCGCGAUGCACUGAAUGCACAAUGCAUGGCCGCUGUAAUUUUCAUCUAUUUUGCAGCCCUGUCACCUGCGAUAACCUUUGGGGGCCUUCUGGGUGAGAAGACGGGUGGUCUGAUUGGGGUGUCAGAACUUAUCAUUGGGACCUGUUUGCAGGGUGUGAUAUUCUGUCUUCUGGGGGCACAGCCACUACUGAUUGUUGGAUUUUCAGGACCACUGUUGGUGUUUGAAGAAGCCUUUUAUUCGUUUUGCUCAGCUAAUGGUCUGGAGUACUUGGUUGGCCGUGUAUGGAUCGGUGCUUGGUUGAUAGUAAUCGUGGUGGCCACUGUGGCCUGUGAAGGAAGCUUCUUGGUUCGCUUUGUCUCACGCUUCACACAAGAAAUCUUCUCGAUCCUGAUCUCCCUCAUCUUCAUCUAUGAGACUUUCUACAAGUUGUUCAAGGUCUUUCAGGAGCAUCCUCUCACUAACUGCAAGAACCUAACAGACUCUGAGGUCAUCAAUACGACCAAUCGCCUGCAACACAACGAGACGGAGAUCAUGGUGCCAACAAAUAUCACAGGACAACCAAAUACUGCUCUCCUCUCCCUGGUACUGAUGGCGGGAACUUUCUUCAUAGCUUUCUUCUUGCGAAAGCUGAAGAACAGUAACUUCUUCCCUGGAAGGGUGCGUCGUGUCAUAGGAGAUUUUGGCGUUCCAAUCGCCAUUCUUAUCAUGGUCUUGGUUGACUUCAGUAUAACUGACACUUACACUCAGAAACUGAGUGUUCCCGAUGGCUUCAAAGUGACCUCACCAGAAAAGAGAGGCUGGGUGAUCAACCCACUAGGAUCUGUGGAGGCCUUCCCAAUCUGGAUGAUGUUUGCUAGUGUUCUUCCAGCUAUUCUGGUCUAUAUCUUGAUCUUCAUGGAGACUCAGAUCACCACGUUGAUUAUAAGUAAGAAGGAGCGGAUGCUGGUGAAGGGCUCAGGCUUUCAUCUUGACUUACUGCUCAUUGUGGCAAUGGGUGGAAUAUGCGCACUUUUUGGGCUGCCCUGGAUGGCGGCUACAACUGUUCGCUCAGUCACACAUGCCAACGCAUUAACGGUUAUGAGUAAGGCUGUUGCCCCUGGAGAUACAAAAAUCCAAGAGGUAAAAGAGCAGAGAGUCACAGGACUGCUAGUGGCCACCCUAGUAGGACUUUCCAUCGUGAUUGGGGAUCUCCUGCGCAGGAUCCCACUGGCCGUACUGUUUGGGAUAUUCUUGUACAUGGGGAUCACAUCACUGAAUGGUAUCCAGUUCUACGAGCGCGUCCAACUCUUACUGAAACCGCCAAAGCAUCACCCUGAUGUGAUUUAUGUUAAGAAGGUACGCAGCCUAAGGAUGCACCUCUACACAGCGCUACAACUAGUAUGCCUGGCGGUCCUGUGGGCCGUGAUGUCCACUGCAGCCUCCCUCGCCUUCCCAUUUAUUCUCAUUCUGACGGUUCCUCUGCGGAUCUUCUUACUAAGGAGAAUUUUCACUGAUCGGGAGCUAAAAUGCUUGGACGCUGUAGACAUGCAGCCGAUAUUCGAUGAGCAGGAGGGAGUUGAUGAAUAUAACGAGAUGCCGAUGCCGGUCUAAGUCUUCCCUUUGCCUUGCAUAAUCUGACAUCAUGUCAGCCUCUUCAGGUGGACCCACAUAUGGAACUUUCAUUUCCCUGCAAUCAAGUGUCAAUGAAAAUUCUGGUGGAGGGAUUCUGCUCCUCAUGGGAGGGGCAUCAAUAGAUUCCACUCUGCAGAGGAGGAGCCACACCGGAUGCUUGUAAUAUGUAGACUGAUGCCUCUUGGGGACAUUCCUGUUACAUGAAUCUACAUACGACUCAUUUUUCGGAGGGUUAAGCUGCCCUCCUCCAUGGAUUCUUUCUUUAGGAGUGCUCGGGCUCCGGGUGGGAGAAUUUCUUCCCUGCGCUCCUGUAGUGACAAUACAGUCCGGAGAUCUCACGAUAUGUAUUAGGGACAGCAGCGGGCCAUGAGGAUACUCAGUAUUAUUACACAGAUGGUACAGCCACGAUCACAGAAGAUUCUAAAC